AUGUCACUGACUAUCCAGCAAAUAAUUUUGGAUGCAAAAAGGCUCGCAGGUCGUCUUAAAGAACGCGAAACAGAGGCUGAUGCUCUGUUGAGCGAAACCCAAGCAACUUAUCGACAAAUUCAUACAAUGAAACAGUAUAAAGAAGAAGUUGAUACAUUAAAUGAGGCAUCACGAGAGAGACCAAGAGGGGCUCUCAUCGCCAGCAUAGAGAGAGAGUCUCAGCUCAUGAGGGGUGUGCAGAGGGAGAAUGGUGAGCUCAGAGCUGCACUAGAAGAUCACAGACGAGCCUUGGAAUUAAUCAUGUCAAAAUAUCGACAGCAUACAGAGAAGAAAAUAUGGGAGUCAAGAAUAGAUUUCACCUCAGCUAUAAAUGAGAAACAACAAGAGUUGAUACGCCAGCAAGCAGAACGAAUCAAUGAAAUGACAACUGUUAUGUACAAAGCAAUAAAUAUGGACGAGAAUAGUGAAGCCAGGAAGGAUGAAGAGCUUUACCAAAGGCUCAUUACUGAAAACAAGGGCCUGAGAGAAAUGCUGGAUCUAUCUCGAAGGUACGGGUCUGAUCGUGUGAUGGCGCCUCCAAUGGAGGACAAGGACGUUCAAACAGACGGCCCGCCGCUGACGGGAGCGUGACGCCCCGCGCUGCCGGCACACCGACCGACUGCUACCUCGCGCGCUCACAGGUAGAUCCUGCAAAAUACUCCUGUCUGCACAUCUUUAUAUUUUCACUCACAAAAUUAGAAAUGUCAAAAGUCAGCUCAUCAUGGGAUGAUUUUUAUUAUCAAUUAGUCGGGUUUAGUUUUUUUCAAUAAUUGAAAGUUAGUAUCGAUCACAAAAUGAUGCACACAAAAUUCAGUAUAAAUAAUUGCAUAUGUUUUGUAAUAAUAUACAUGUGUAUUUAAUGAUUUCACACAAGGUAUUACGGUUUUAUUAAAUAAAGAAAAAAUAUUUUACUGCAUGUAACGGUUUAUUUAACAAUGACAUG
Messenger RNA from Bombyx mandarina (wild silkworm), 982 nucleotides. Its product is annotated as FGFR1 oncogene partner 2 homolog. NCBI's taxonomy places the organism in Eukaryota, Metazoa, Arthropoda, Insecta, Lepidoptera, Bombycidae. The record is from RefSeq and is a predicted model, not a curated record.